Messenger RNA from Sycon ciliatum, 1771 nucleotides. RefSeq lists its product as uncharacterized. The coding region runs from base 333 to 1199 and encodes 288 amino acids. The transcript has 3 exons. The record is from RefSeq and is a predicted model, not a curated record. Lineage: Eukaryota; Metazoa; Porifera; Calcarea; Leucosolenida; Sycettidae.
GCAAAUACCACGUUGCAACGUCUCGCGAAGCAGCAGGAGAACGAGGAAGAAUAGUUGAGUGACAUUAUCUGAAGCGUCCGAACAUAUAUAUGUAUAUGUGCGUGUAGCUCUGUGCACAAUGCGAGGUUAGUACUUAGGAGAAUCACCCUAUGGUUAGUUCGAACGUGCUCAGCUGUCUCGACUAUACAGCAUGGUACACGUCUAACCAUGCCAGUAUUUCAUAUCAAUCCCCACAACCUCAAAAGGUCUAUUGCUACUUGACCGUUUUUAAACCGUUUUCAGAAUACCUUGUUGGAGGAGUGCUUGCAGAACGUUGAGAAAGAACGAGCGCCAUGCGGCGUUUACUUGUAGUCCUUCUGCUCGACUGCUGCACCUCACUAGCUGUCGCUGAGUUCGGAGCGAGCAACCUGAAAGGACUUGUGACCAUCCGAUCGGAUAGCGACAGCGCAAGCUUCUCUGCUGACCAGAGUGAAGACAGUGAAGACAGUGCAGACAGUGAAGACCAUGUCGAUAAUGAAGUUCAGCUCCCAAUGCCGAUGGAGGGUUGCUUUCUCACCCAAACGUGCGAGACAAGUGUCAAUGCCAUUCGAGUAGAGCAACCAACGGAAUUUGAUCUUAUUCAAAUGGCUUUCAAUGCACUACCUGAAAGGAAUUUGCUCUUUAACAGUGCGAAUACAAUCGUGGACCAGCAAGAUGCUGUGCUGAAUAUGGGUGUUUUGGCCAGCGACGUUGAUUGCUUCAUGUCGCAGGAUACGCAGUCACCGUUUGCCGCACUAGCCAAGGAAAGUCUCGGAUUCUCUGUCGUUCGACGAACCACGGGCCCUGUGACUUCGUUCAGCUACACCUACACAAACCUACCGUCUUCGUUCGGGACACUCAGAGUGGGAUUCAUAUUUUCAUCUUUUACUGGAGUCACUCAACCUAGACCCCAGUACCUGUCGGUGGAGGGUGAUUUCCGUGAAUUCCGUGAAUUGGAGAUUGGAGAGAUGAUGGCCAUUGCUUUCCUGGAUGUAGCCAUGGCUGUAUGUGGUGGCGAUGUGAAGACUACUCAGAUUUGCACACUGGAUGAGCCCCUCGUUUGUGGUGGAGCUGAGCCUACAGAUUCACCGAUUAGUCUACCCACAUUACCACCUGCUGUGGCUGGCGAUCUAAAUGCUGUUACGACGGCUAUUCGGAAUGGUCUCUGCCCGACGACUUAGCCGUUUACAAUCACCCUACAGUGGUCUGGCACAUCGGCUACCCCUAGCUGACUUUAACUGAAAUUAAUAACUAUUGCCUGUCCUUCAGUUUCUGUAAGUUAGAACCGGCGAAAUAAAAUCUAUUUACUCACAGAAAGGAUGUCAUCUUCUACCAGUGUUGCCUACUUUGCACUUUUAAGCGAUAUCUUUCGCUGUGGACUUUCGUCUUUUCAAUUUCAUUUCUGCAACUUAGUAGUAGUAUUGACAUAUCCGUGGCAAUCCGCUUAUGUACAACGGCAUUGGAGAGGUUAUUAUUAUUUAUUAUUAUACGCAUUCCCGCGUUGACGUGUAGCAGCAGUAUGCUGCGUCCACACCUUCGCUUAUGCAGAAUGGCUUGGGUGAGAGGAGAGGGGAGAGAAAGCAACAAGGCAACCAACAUCUAUGAAAUGGGUGACAAUAACAUGAAGAGAACCAACCUGCAUAUACAUGAUUGCACAAGAAUGGAGACGACAAAUUGCUAUAAUCAUUGUGCCACAAAACCGGUACACGGAAGUUGUAUUCGUAGGUUGACACUUCGUUUAGCGCAUUCUCGC